Schistocerca serialis cubense is the source of this 6185-nucleotide messenger RNA. RefSeq names its product protein argonaute-2-like. The coding region runs from base 111 to 3560 and encodes 1149 amino acids. Gene Ontology annotation, molecular function: protein binding; RNA binding. The record is from RefSeq and is a predicted model, not a curated record. Lineage: Eukaryota; Metazoa; Arthropoda; Insecta; Orthoptera; Acrididae. The transcript is spliced from 21 exons.
UUUUUACCGUCACCAGAUAAAGAUAUAGUCGUAAAGGCUCACUGUGUCCACUCCACGUCGUUGUAUAAGUAAGUGUAGAGAUUCAGUUCUACAGAAUCAGCUGAACCAUCAUGGGAAAAGGAAAGAAGAAGAAAACUCCUCAGACUCAGGAAGCGGCUAGUUCAGGAACUCCUCCACAACGAUCUCAAGCUGAAGAGGCAGUUUCAGAUAGACAAGCCACGAAGAAGGUGCCAGUGAAACAGGCACAAGAAGUGGGAGAAGCUAGUGGUGCAUCUGCAGUGGCUUCUGCUACCCAUCCUGCACGAGAGCAAAGAGUUGCUGAACGUCUGCCUGAAGCUUUGCCACGUCAUCCACCCAUUCAGGAAGCUGGGGCAGCUCAGUUACCACAGCAGAGAGCACCACCAGUGGCAUAUCCCUCAGAUCAAACUGCAUUUCCUCCUCAACGUGGCCGAGGUUACAGUUACGGCCGAGGUCAAGAUCGUGGCCACGGCCACGGUCGCGGCCGUGCUCGUGGCCGUGGUGGCGAUUACGGGCACGAUGGUAGUGACAGGAGACCGUUUUCCCCACAACAGGAGGCUGCGCAGCAAGUGGCUGCUGCUCAGCCGGGUAGUGUGCCGCCUCAUCAGUGGCAGCAACGCCAGCAGUCGCAGCAGCAGUACUGGUCACAGACACCUGCUCAGGAAUGGCGAGGGAGAGGUAGAGGAAGAGGUGGAGGGAGAGGGAGAGGCACUCCUCAAGCAUUCUCACCAACAGGAGACACUUUCCAAACUCGGGGUGCACCUGGUGCCAGGGAAUCGGCCUUUGCUCCUAGCAGUGCACCACCUGGGCUGCCACAGCAGCAGGGACCACUGCCUGCACAGCAGAUGCAGCAUAGUGGACCACCUCAUCAGCAACAGCAGAGACCACCACAUGAACAGCAAAUGCAACCCAGGGAGCGACCUCUACAACAGCAGCAGAGACCACCAUCUGCACAGCAAAUGCAUGUGGAGGGAGCACAUCAGCAGACACCUAGGCAGCAGCAGCCACAGAGCCAAAAAGAUGAUGACAUUGCUCAGAAAAUGAAAAAUUUGUCGUUAGACACUAUAAAUAUACCAGUUCGCCCUAACAUUCUUGAAGGAGGUUCAAAGGGCAGGAAAACAGUGGUCGACACAAAUCAUUUUAGACUAGACCUCAGUAAAUUGAAGAACAAGACUGUCAUGCAUUAUGAUGUGGCAAUCAGUCCUGACCGCCCUAAACGUCUAUUCAGGUCUGCCAUUCUAGCAUUACAACAGGCUUAUUUUCCCACUAGACAUCCUGCAUUUGAUGGCAGAAAGAACAUGAUCGCCUCAAGCUAUUUGCCACGUCUCGGACGAGGUGAAGAGUUGACUGCAACAGUAACAGUUAUGGAUGAGGAAAAGAAUCUUCCAAAGGAUUUUGAGAUCAAAGUGAAGUUGGUUGAUGAAGUUGACUUGACAUGCUUGAAUAGUUACAUGAGAGAAGAAACAAAUCUUGUUUUGCCACAAAAAGCUAUUCAAAUGCUGGAUAUUGUAAUACGCAAUGCUCCUGCACAAAGGUUUACUCAAGUUGGUCGCUCAUUUUUUACACCACCAAAACAAGUUUUCCCACUAGGAAAUGGAAUGCAUAUGUGGUUGGGAUUUUAUCAAAGUGUUAUCCUUGGUUGGAAACCAUUUUUGAAUGUUGAUGUGGCACACAAAGGAUUUCCAGCAGAUAAAAAUGUUAGGGAGAUUAUGGAUGAAGUAGUUGGGUCAAGAUAUGCUCCAUUCAACCCUGAUGUUGAAUUAAAUCGGGACCAAGUAGCAGAUUUAACAGCUUUCCUCAGAGGUCUUAAAGUGGAGUAUAAAUUACCAGAUCAGACAACAUCAAAACGCAUAUAUCGUGUGAACUCAGCUGUUUUAAGUGCCAGGAGGCAGGAAUUCAAAUUGGCUGAUGGGAGACCAAUAACUAUAGAGGAAUAUUUCCGAAGAGAGAAGAAAUACACUUUAAAAUAUCCAAAUUUGCCUUGUCUUCAUGUUGGAGCACAAAAUCGAGCCACUCCAAUAUUUCUACCAGUUGAGUUAUGCACAAUAGUGAAGGGACAAGUUACAUUCAAAAAAAUGGAUGAGCAGCAGACCUCAGCUAUGAUCAAAUAUGCUGCAACCUCAACUGUUGAAAGAAAAAGCAAGAUUGAUCACUCUAUUCGUCAAGCAGACUACAACAGUGAUCCUGGUAUCCAGGAAUUUGGAAUUUCGGUCAGUAGUCAGUUUGAAAGUGUCAAUGCAAGAAUUUUGGAUGCACCACAAAUAAUGUAUGCUAAUGAAAGAAAGGUUCAACCAGAUGGAGGUAAAUGGCAGGCACAGCCUUUUCUAAGGAGCAGGUCACUGGAGAAUUGGGUGAUUAUCAAUUAUCGUACACGUAUCUCCACAGAUGAUCUAUGGAGAUUUGGUGAGCAAAUGAAAGAUGUGGGUAAAAAAUUGGGAAUGGCGAUCAGCGCACCACAGGAUGUUAUUCCAUUGGAUAGAAGGUUUCAACCAUACAAACUGAGUGGCCUACUGGAGAGUUUGAAAAACUCAGGAACAGAACUUGCUGUUGUUGUUAUUGAUGAUAGACGUGUGGACUAUGCCCAAGUGAAACAGUUUGCAGAGUUGGAAGUUGGUCUUCUCACACAGUGCCUUAAGUGGAAGACUGUUUCACGAUCCAAUUACAGCACUGUACAAAACAUUUUACUGAAGGUGAAUUCAAAACUAAAUGGAGUGAAUCACAAACUGGCACCGCUUACCAGACCUCCAUGUCUUAAUGAACCGAUCAUGAUCAUAGGAGCAGAUGUGACACACCCAUCACCAGACCAGAGAAAUAUUCCUUCAGUAGCUGCAGUUUGUGCAAGCCACGAUCCUGAUGCUUUCAAAUACAAUAUUCAGUACCGUCUUCAACCGCCAAGGACAGAAAUUAUUCAAGAUCUCAAGGAAAUAAUGACUAACCAUCUUAUGUUUUUCUACAAAGAGACACGGUGUAAGCCCAGGCGCCUGAUAUUUUACAGAGAUGGUGUGAGUGAAGGACAGUUUGCAAUGGUUCUCAGAGAAGAACUAACACAAAUACGAAAUGCCUGUCGUGGCUUGGAAGAAUCGUAUGAACCUCAAAUUACAUUCUUGGUUGUGCAAAAGCGCCACCACACACGUUUCUUCCCAAAGAAACGAGAAGAUGAAGAUGGCAGAAAUAAAAAUGUACCUGCAGGAACUAUUGUGGAUACUAGUAUAACACAUCCCAGGCACAUUGAUUUUUAUCUCGUCAGCCAUGCCAGUAUACAGGGUGUAAGCCGGCCAACAAAGUAUCGCAAAUUGUGGGAUGAUUCUAAUAUGGACAUUGAUGAGUUGGAAGAACUGACAUAUUACCUGUGCCAUCUGUUCUCACGGUGUACACGCAGUGUGUCAUAUCCUGCCCCGACAUACUACGCUCACCUUGCAGCAUUCCGAGCUCGCAUGUAUAUUGAAGGGCAGACUAUAAACUUGGACAGAUUGCCACAUGAGCAAGCUCAGAGGAUCAUUAAAGACAACAUAAUUAAAAAUUCUCCCAUGUUUUUUGUAUAGAGAAAUAAUGUUCCUGACAUCACUGUAGAAACAACUAGCAAUUUCUCUUAAUAUCAGUGAUGUGAAAUUGUUCCUAACAUCACUGUAAAAAGAAUCAGCAAUUUCUCUUAAUGUAACUUGCUGUCAUUAAAAGAGACAGUAUGCAACAGUGAAAUAAUUUUCACUUGUGUGUGUGUGUGUGUGUGUGUGUGUGAGAGAGAGAGAGAGAGAGAGGGAGAGAGAGAGAUAGAGAGAGAGAGUGUAAUGCACAUAACUGGCUAUUAAAAUUGAAACACCAGGAAGGAUAGCAGACAAAGAAAUUUUACUUACUGUUCACAUACAGUAUAUUGGGGAGAAUACAUGCUUAAUUUGUAGAUGAUUUGUGGGUGUUCAGGAUAUGAAAUUUAGUAGCGUACAGCUACUGGCCUUAACACAUCAGAAAUGUAAUGGCCGUUGUCCAAAUUACUGACUGUGUGAACCAGAGGUGGUCAUGUGUGUUCAGCAGCACCCCGUUACUGUCGAGCCAGGAGCUGGGUCCUUAUAAUGAUGACAAAUGCACUCUGGCAACAUUUUAUUCUCCUCAGAGCCUCCACACAUGUCCAUAAUGAUGCUAUAUGCAGAACCGGGACAGAAAAGAUGAUGAGGUGCCACUCCUGUGUCCAGUGUUCUUGUUGAGUACAUCACUGGCAGUCCAUUUCUCUUUGCUACCGCAUCAAGGAAAGGCGGAACAAUGUUUGGCAAGCUGACAGUCUUUGGUGUUCCAGACAUUGUCACACUAUAUACUUGUCUUGCUGUGAACAAGCAAAUGUACUGAUUUUAGUUACAUGAAGUGGAUGUAUGAUCCUGCACAGCUCAGUGAACAAUAUUUACAUUGAUAUCAACAUUUGUUCUCUACAAACCAGUGUGAAGUGCAAAGCAGGGGAGUACUACUCAUUGUACCAGUUAUUUGAGGUUUUUUCCCAUUUCAUUUGUGUAUGGAGAGUGGGAACUGCCUCCUUAUGUAAUUGAUCUAAUCUUGUCCUCAUAAUCCCCCAUGGGAGCUAUAUGUAGAGGGUUAUUUCCUUGAGUCAUCAUUUAAAGCCGGUUCCUGAAACUUUAUAAGUUGGCUUUUUAGGAUAAUUUACAACUAUCUUCAAGAAUCUGACAUUUCAGUUUCUUCAGCAUCUCUGUGAUACUCUCACACAUAUCAAAUAAACCUUUGACCAUUUGUGCUGCCCUUCUCAAUGUGUCUGCCCUCUCAGGUGCUAGUCUUGUGGGGCCAUUGAGAUCCUUUGUGGCAUUGAGUAUGCCCUUCCUGAACUCGUCAAUUCCAUUGCUGUAUGACAGUUGUGGGAUCCCAACCAAUGCAAACAGAAAUAUUGCAGAACAAUAAACUACAAUCUCACUGAGCCACAAGCUUGCUGCUGUGAAAUUCUGACACACAUUGCUGGAUGUUAUGCUUCUUACACAAGGCGUAAUGUAAUCUUCUAUCAAACAAUGAACAUUCAAAUGAGAUUUCUGAAUGAGAAAGUGACUGUAUGAUCUUUUCUUACCUACAGAUACGGCCGGUAUUACUCCUACCUGUGCUGUAAGGUUGUGCUGAAAUGCUGAUCAUUUGCAUAUCCAAGAACGUAGUAUAACCCCACGUUAAUUUGUCAUCUGUUGCACGCUGUCAUUAUGAUGUUGCAAUUUUUAUGGCCAGCAGUGUGUAAAUUUCAAAAUUUUCCUGUUACUGACUGUUUUUUUUUGAUAAUAUGGCAUUUGAAAACUUGUAAUGGCUGAGGAAAUAUGGUAAUGUGAAUAUUGUAAAGACUCUGACACUUGAGUCAUAAAGUAAUAAUUGUUUUCAGUACUUAACAAAAUAUUUAUAUUUUUUGUCAUUUUUGUAUCACUAAUGGUGUUUUAUGCUAUGCAAAUUGUUGAGAGUUAAUUAUUUUUCUUUAUUCUUGUUGUCUUGUUAUACAUUGUGCAUAAUGUUAAUAUAUAUGUUUUUUGUAUUUUCAUGUAGUGUUGUAAUAACUACUAAAUAUCUUUGACAUUGUGUCAACAGCUGAUCUGAACUGUUAUUCUGAAAUAUCAGGUAUGCCAAAAUCACUUGUAAAUCUUUUUAUUAAUUACUGAUGUUGACAUAUCUUGUAUGUCAUCAUCAGAUCAUGUAACAUUAUUACAGAGAAAUUCAUGAUCUUUAUAAACUUGCAAGUCACAUAGAGACGUUACAUUAUUUUUACAGUAAAUUAUGUUCCUUGCUACCUUUAUAGUAAAAUGACGCAACAUCACUGUGUGACUUGCAAGUUUUUAAAAGAUCAUGACCUGUUUUGUGUUACAAGAUCUGAUGAUGUCAUCACAGAUCUGAUGAAGAUCAGAUGAAACUGGUAAUCAUUAAACAGAUUUACAAGUGAUCUUGGUAUACCCUAUAUUUCAUAAUAACUACUCUUUGAUUUUUUUCUUUAUCAGUCUUGUUAACUAUGGUGUAUGGAAAAGUGUUUAAUUAAAAUAUUAUCUUCUCUGUAUUAUUCAAAUGAUUACUUAUAAUUAGUCAAUCAUGGACACUUACAAUGUUAAUCACUGCAAGUGAUCUGUCUUUGGAACAUACGCAUUUUCAGUAGGUUAUGGGCUAAGAUGCACAGAAGUUAAAAACUGGAUAAACAAUUAUUCAUCAGUUUUGAA